AUGUACGAGGAGUUGUGUGCUCUUGGGUGCACCGGUAUGUGGGAUCUUGUGCCUCUCCAACCGGGGAAGUCCUUGAUAUCUUGUCGUUGGAUCUGUAAAAUCAAGACUCACUCUGAUGGUAGUAUUAAGCUCUAUAAAGCGCAUCUCGUUGCACGUGAUUUUGAUCGGGAGUAUGAGAUUGAUUAUGAGGAGACCUUUGCUCCUAUUGCCAAAAUGGCUUACGUUCGAGGAACUCUAUAUGCAGCCACCUCCCGGUCCGGUUCAUUCUGCUGGUUAGAUGUUAUUCGGUCAGCUGAUUUUGUUCAGAGUGAGAAUGAUCAUGCUGUGUUCACUCACACUUCUCCCGCUAGUUGUACUAUUCUGCUACUCUAUGUUAAUGAUAUGAUUAUUACUAGGGACGAUUUUGCUCAUAUUACUUAUACUAAGCAAUAUCUUCACCGUCGGUUUGCUAUGACGGAUCUGGGUUUAUUACGUUAUUUUCUCGGUAUUGAGGUUGCUCGUAGUCGACUAAGUAUUCUUCUCUCCCAGCAGAAGUACAUCUCUGACAUUUUGGCUCGUGUUGAGUUAUCUGAUACUCAUACUGCGGCUACUCUCGUUGAACUUCAUUUACGGCUUCGUGCGGGUUAUGGUGAGCCUAUGUCUAAUGUCACUUGCUACCGGGCUCUUGUUGGCGGUCUCGGUUAUCUUAUGACCAUUCGUUCUAAUAUCGCCUAUGCUGUUCAUCUUGUUAGUCGGUUUGUAGCGGUUCCUCGUAUAGUUCAUUAUGUUGUUGUACUUCGGAUUCUGCGAUAUCUUCGUGGUACUAUGACACGCUCAUUUUUUCUCCCAUCGACUUCCUCACUUGCUAUUCGUGCUUACUACGAUGCUGAUUGGGCUUCAAAUGUCACUGACCGCAAGUCCAUUACAGGAUUUUGUGUCUUUCUUGGUGAUUCUUUGAUUUCUUGGUGUGCCAAGAAGCAGACUGUCGUGUCUUGCUUUUCUACUGAGUCCGAGUAUCGUGCUAUGGUUGACACUACAGUUGAUAUCAUUUGGCUUUGUCGUCUCCUUGCUGAUCUUGGUAUUGGCUCCUCUGCUCCCAUUCCUCUUCAUUGUGACAACAAGAGUUCUAUUCACAUUACUACAAAUCCAGUCUUUCAUGAGCGUACCAAGUACAUCGACAUUGAUUGUCAUAUCACGCGUCAUCAGCUCCAAGCACGUAUAAUUUCUCUUCCCUUUGUAGCCUAUGUAGCCCAGCUUACCGAUUUAUUCACCAAAUCUCUUACAUCAUAA
This is a messenger RNA of Rhodamnia argentea, 1269 nucleotides long. RefSeq lists its product as uncharacterized. The coding region runs from base 1 to 1269 and encodes 422 amino acids. NCBI's taxonomy places the organism in Eukaryota, Viridiplantae, Streptophyta, Magnoliopsida, Myrtales, Myrtaceae. The record is from RefSeq and is a predicted model, not a curated record. The transcript is spliced from 3 exons.